CCCAGAUGGGGGAAGCGGAGAAAGUCGAAGCGGCGAAACCGAAACAGCAAAACCGGGUUACAAUGGCGGCGGGGCCUGGUGUUUCUAUGCAGAGCGGUAGCCCUGCGAGAGAACUUACUCUCUCUGUUCAACCAGGAGGGACUCAGUCACAUGGAGAUAGACUAAAACCCGAGGAGAUUACAGAGGCCGAGAAGCAGAGUCGCAUGGCUACUUUGCUGGAGAGGCUUCAUGCAAAACACAAUGCUUCACGGCCAUGGCAGGAGACCUCCAAGGUUGUGCGUCAGGCCAUGGAGAAACGUGGUGUUAUGAACGCAGCAGGUCACCAGCUAUUGCUCACCUGCUUGGAGACCCUGCAGAGAGCGCUGAAAGUCUCAUCCUUGCCCUCGAUGACAGAUCGUCUAGAAUCCAUCGCCCGGCAAAACAUGCUGGGCUCACACCUCAGUACCUCAGGGACAGAGUGUUACAUCACAUCAGACAUGUUUUAUGUGGAGGUGCAGCUGGACACCAUUGGGCAGCUAGUGGACGUAAAGGUGGCUCAUCAAGGAGAAAACCCCACGAGUUGUCCUGAGCUGAUUCAGCAUCUAAGGGAGAAGAACUUUGAAGAGUUUUCCAAGCAUCUCAAAGGACUGGUAGAACUUUACAAGCUCCCUGGAGACAAUAAGCUAAAAACCAAGAUGUACAUUGCGCUGCAGUCUUUGGAGCUUGACCUGACCAAGAUGAUGCACAUGUUUAGGCUAGCAACUAGUGCUAACUCAGUGGAGACAAUCCUUCAUGGCAGUGUGGGCUUGCUAACAGCAAGGAGUGGUGGCCAUCUUGUAACUCUUCAGUGUUACGUUUCCCCCUAUGACAUUUUUGAGGAGGGAAUGGACACACAGCUCAACUUAACAGAUAACAAUAUUCCACGAUCUUUGGGUGUGAGUGUUUCGGUGACAAUUGAGGGAACUUCUGCGGUGUAUAAGCUCCCCAUCGCUCCACUCAUCACUGGAUCCCACCCAUUGGACAACAAGGGGACACCUUCCUUUUCUAAUGUUACCAACUCCAACUGUGUGGACCUGCCAGCUUGUUUUUUCCUAAAGAUGAACCGGCCCAUGCCUUUCUCACUGUCCUUUAUUCAAAGGAUGGGCAAUGCUACAUCCAUCCCAGUGUUUGAAAGCUCCCCCAGCCUCUCACCUCUCUACCAGUUAAUUGUUCAGAGCCAGCGACAGCUUCUGGAGGAGGGCAGCUCCACACCACUGCUUCCACAAAAUAUGCAUUUCUAUUCUGUGUUGCCUGAUCAGCAGCACUGCUACUUUCUGAAUGGUGAUGCCCCAGUCCAAGACGGUCAUUCACUUCAAGGAACACUGGUGUCCAAGAUCCCCUUCCGUCACCCAGCACAAGUGCCGACCCUGUUGGAUAUCAUUAGGCACCAAGCAGCUUAUAACAACUUGAUUGGCAGCUGUGUGAAACGAACUUCCAUCAAAGAAGACAGUGCAGGUCUUCUGCAGUUUGAAGUAUGUCCUUUGACAGAUUCAAGUUUCAGCGUCUCUUUCCAGCAUCCAGUUAAUGAGUCAUUAGUCUGUGUGGUAAUGGAGGUGAUUGACUCAAGACAGGUAUCCUGCAAACUGUAUAAAGGACUUUCAGAUGCUCUGAUCUGCACUGAUGAAUUCAUAACCAAAGUGGUCCAGAGAUGCAUGUCCAUCCCAGUGACCAUGCGGGCCAUUCGAAGGAAAGCAGAGACCAUCCAGGCAGACACUCCGGCCCUCUCACUAAUUGCUCAAACAGUGGAAAUUAUGGUGAAGAAUAAUCUGCCACCCUCUGGUAGUCCAACCUACAACAUGGCUACAGGCGAAGGAGCCAACCCUAUGGGACUGCCUGGGCUUACUGGGGGCAACACACCCACUGGAGGAGGACCCCCUGGGGGACCCAAUUUUGCGGGUUCAAUUCCUUCCAUAUUUGGAAUAUCCAGACCUGAAAGGCAAAGCCAAGGAGGAGAGUGUCCAACCCAAGGAGGGGUAGUUAGCCAGCAACAGUUGCAGCAACAACAGGCUGGUCAAGGCAACACAGAUGACUACAACAAAGUGACCCAGAAUCCAAUUCUGACAAGUCUGUUACAGAUAACUGGUGCGGGUUCCAGUCCCAGCUCCCAGAAUGCACCACCACCCCACCAGACGCCACCCCCAACAUCCUCCCCUGCCAGCAAUACCAAAAAUCAUCCCAUGCUAAUGAACUUGUUGAAAGAUAACCCUACACAAGAUUUUGCAGCACUGUAUAGUUCAAGUCCGUUGGAGAGGCAGAAUUCUUCAUCUGGCUCCCCAAGGACAGAAAGUAUGAGCGCUGGAGGUACCUGCCCUACAGGUACAACAAAAUUAAAGAAAAAGCGUCUAAGGGGGACUGAAAAAGGUGGCGUGUUGCCAGGUACUGCUGCAGGUACUGGUGGAGGUGCUGGUUUGGGUAAACAGGCAUCUUCAAUGCCACUACACCACCAGCACCAUCAAGUUACACAUGAGGACGACUUCCAUCGUGAGCUCCUCUCUAUGGAUGUGGACGCAUCUCAGAAUUCUAUCUUUGAUGUUAACCUGGCCGGUGAUGGACUAGAUACUCCCCAUAGUAUCACUCCAGCGCCUAGCCAAUGUGGAACACCACCCUCUGGCCCUGGCAUGCCUUAUUCACAGUCUCAUGUCCAGUCCCAGCAACAGCAUUCACAGAAUACCGUACCACCCCGUAUGGUCCGUCUCUCUAGCUCUGACAGCAUCGGACCUGAUAUCACAGAAAUAUUGUCAGAUUUGCCAGAGCAGACUGGGAAAGGCAGCCAUGGGCAGCACCCCAUGGGCAGUGGAGGGGAUGAUGGAGGCCCAUUAGGUACUCCAAUCCGUGACUCUUCCAGCUCAGGGCAGGGCAGUGCAGUGUUCGACUCUGCAGACAUUUUUAAUACCAACAGCAAUGAGAAUCCUUUCCCUGAUCCUGCUGACCUGAUUGCUGAGGCAGCCGCAACUGCUGCCACUCCUACCAGUGAUUCUUCUUCGACUAACUUCUUUCCUGAUGCUGCUGAUUUCAACCCUGACCUUCUGACCUCAGGCCAGGGCUUCUCCCAGAACUACUUUGAUGACAGCUCCCCAAGUGCAGAUGGAGACAUGGACCUGGUCAAGAGUUUUGGGGGAAGUAGCCAGCAGAAUACCCCAUCAGGAACACCGCAGAACCCAACUCCACAUGGACAGAGCACCCCAGAGCCCUCACUGAAGGACCCUUUUGAUAUGGGGAUAGUCUUUGGAGGAAACAGUGGUGGUGGUAAACCACUUCUUGGGCAAGCUCCUGAUUUAGGAGAUGCACAUGGUGGAGGUUCUCAGAGCCCACUCAUUAUGGGUCUUGGUGACUUUAAAAGCACAGAACCCAAGAAUAAACAGCAACAGGGACUCGUGCGGCCAAAGGAUGAGAAUGGUGGAAGCGGAGGGAGCAGUUCUGGGAUGGGGGUGGGAAGUAGUUCCACAGAGGGCAAACAGGUCAAACGUAGCAGAACUCCAUCCAGUGAGGGAAAGUCCAAAGAAAAGCCUCCUAAACGCAAAAAGCUGGACCCUGAUGGGAAAUCUCCCUCUCAUAGCUCAGGGGGGAGAUCAUAUACACCCCCUAGUGGUGGCUCAGGCUCUGGUGGAAGCAUAAGUGGAGGUGGCUCCAAGUCUCCGGGUAGUUCAGGACGGUCACAAACUCCUCCUGGUGGUGCCACACCUCCCAUUCCAAAAAUCACUAUUCAGAUUGCAAAGGGGACCAUAACUGGGGGAAAAACAUCAUCCCAUAGUGGGUACACAUCAAGCAGCUCAGCCUCAAGCAGCACAGGAGGAGCAGGGGGGACCAGUAGCAGCAAAAGCCAUCACUCUCACUCAUCUUCCUCUGGGAAGAUUAAGUCCAAGGAAGGUUCAACAACACAAGGUGGCAGCUCCAAGCCAGGUAGUGCAGGAAUAGGAGGUGGACCUUCUCAGUCUAAAGGCUCGUCCCAGGGAAUGGGGGUUGGGAAACCAGGAUCAUCUCCUAUCACAAAACAUGGACUCGGGCCUGGAGUUAGUGGAGGUGGAAUUGGAAGUAAUAAAAUGAAGCCACAAGGGGGCAAGCCUCCUGGGUCUCUAAUGAAUCCAAACAUAAAGCCCAACAUAUCCCCUUCGCACUCCCGUUCUGGUAGCUCUGGAGAUAAAUUGUCCUCCCCUAUGAAAAUGCAGCAGUCACAGGUCCCAGGAACCCCUCCUUCCUCAAAGGCUAAAUCCCCAAUGGGCUCUGGAGGUGGCAGCUCUGGAGGGUCAAAGUCUUCAUCUGGUGGAGGUAUGAGCUCCCAGAAGCCAAUGGGUGGGAGCUCCUCCUCUGGUUCCACAUCUUCCUCAUCAUCCUCCAGCUCCUCCUCGUCCUCUGGUUCCAUGAACUUCUCAGGAGGCUCCCAGUCUCAGUACGGGGGUGGAGGUGGUGGUGGAGGGCCAGGAGGAGGAAGUGGAGGCAGUGGUGGAGGGAGUGGCGGAGGUGGUGGAAGUCAGAAUAAUGCGAAUAACCCCAACGCUAAAGGGAAGUCUCCCAGCCGCAACAAGAAACCCUCUCUCACAGCAGUUAUAGACAAACUGAAGAGUGUUGGUGGGGGAGGGGUCGGGGAGGAUGGGUGUGAGGGAGGGCCACCAGUAGGUGGAUCUGGUUCAGGAUCUGCUCCUGGUGGUGUUGGACCUGGAAAUGUUCCGAGCAGUGGACCAUCAAACAUGGGCCAGUCCAAGCAUGCCUCAUCUUCUCAAAGUGGGGAGUAUAAGCGGGAGAAGUCUGAUAAAGAGACAAAGGCCAAAGUUUCUGUGUCAGGGGGCAACAGCGGGGAUAAAAAGAUGAUGGACUCUAAAACAGGAGGGGUGAGUGCGACUGGCCUGGCCAAAAUUAUCAUUAGCAAACCCGAUGGUGGCUCACCAAGCAUAAAGGCCAAAGUGACCCUUCAGAAAGGAGGGGAAGGAUCUGGGGACUCUAUGCGACCCCAGAUUUCUAGCCUCAAAGCAUCCCCCCUCUUUAGCGGCUCUACUCCCAAACAUGACCGCUCCUCCCCGAGCCACAGCCGCUCUCCAGGAUACACCCCACUUAACCACGACAGCGAGAGUGAGUCCGGCAGCAGCUCUGUGGCCGAGAAGUCCCACCAGAACAGCCCAAGUUCAGAUGAUGACCAGGCCAUUCGCCCACUUCCCCCCCAGGACUACAUGAGCUCCAUUCCACUCAGCUCUGGUGAGAAGCACAAGAAACACAAGAAGGAGAAGAAGAAGGCAAAAGAAAGGGAGCGGGAGAGGGACAGAGACCGGGAACGGGACAGGGACAAAGAGAAGAAGAAGUCCUCUAUGUCCAUAGGGCAGUCCUCGCAUCAGAUAAAAGCAGACAGCUGGUCUCGGUCGCCCAUAUCUGCUUCAGAUUCAUCUUUGUCCAUGCUGGGCUCAGAGCGUCCAUCCAGGCCUAGUCCAAUGUACAUGAGAAAUGAAGAUGAUGACCUCAUGGACUCUGCACUAACUGGCAACCUUUAAUUUCAUUUAAAAAAACUUUGUUUACUCUUUUCUUUUACCCCAACUAUUUUAACAUGCCUUUUAACAUACAAAAGAAAAGUGUAUUUAUUUAACUAGAUAAGAAAAAUUUGGCAUUUUGGUCAUCGUUUUUAUGUAUUUCAAGUACAUUUUACUGACUGGAUACGUUAUUGUUUAAUGAUAUACAUGAUUGGGAUGCCAGUUUUAUUUGACGGUGGUUGCUACAGUAUCAUGUAUAUAACCCCAAAUUUCAAGCAUCUUCAACUCUUGUUGAAGUACAUGUUAAGGAAAAAAAUAAAUGUAUUGUCCCUCCCAUCACGUUAGACUUUAUUAUCAGUGAAUUUCAUUUUACUUUUACCUUUCAGACAUAAGCUGCUGCUGAUGUGAAAAUACCAUAACUUUAUGUUGUCAAAAAUAUGUAUAUCAUCUGUUAUGAUAAUGGAGUAUGGUAAAGCAGGAAGGGUACAAUGUAAGGUUGCCUUGUUUUUUCUUAAUGAAGGGGUAUUUUCUUUUUAGAUUUUGAUACAUUUUUAACUGUCGCUUUGACUUGUAAAAAAGACUGCAAUGCUGAUGAGGGGAAUGAUGAAAAUGGAGGUAAAGUGAGAGCUGGUAAUUUUUUAACUGUUAAAGUUUUGGAAGCUUGGAAUAAACAUUUCACUUCUUGAAAAAUCUCA
This is a messenger RNA of Labrus bergylta (ballan wrasse), 6166 nucleotides long. It is a transcript of the gene med1, whose product is annotated as mediator complex subunit 1. Gene Ontology annotation, molecular function: nuclear thyroid hormone receptor binding; nuclear retinoic acid receptor binding; transcription coregulator activity. Gene Ontology annotation, cellular component: mediator complex. The record is from RefSeq and is a predicted model, not a curated record. Gene Ontology annotation, biological process: cellular response to thyroid hormone stimulus; regulation of transcription by RNA polymerase II. Lineage: Eukaryota; Metazoa; Chordata; Actinopteri; Labriformes; Labridae.